AUGGGUCCAAAAAAGAAGGCAAAGACUACCAUACCACACUUGAGAAGACAAUCUACUAGACUACAAGCUGUCCAUAGCGAGACACAAUCUGAUAGAGCGGCCCAUUUAUUACCCUCUGUCGAUGGGCCACCCCUUUCCAUUAAUAGGAUGGUGGAGUCAUCACCAUCUAUAGAUUGUCCUUCACAACCAUCAUUAUCUUCACAGCAAGAGACCCAACCUUCUCCAUCUAGCCAAAUGGGAGGACAACUAUCCACACAUACGGAGAUGAGAAGAGAGACCGAGCCAUGCACAUCUGUACCAGUAGCACCUAGUUUAGAAGCAGAAAAUGUCAACUUGUGUUUCGACAUUGGAGAUCGCUUCGUCGUCGUCGUAGAUAGUAAUGGCGAUCGAGUAAAGAGACAAUUGCACUCGAUUCCUGAUAUUUGGCAUCUUCCAGAAGGGGAGCGCAUUGAAAUGGAGAUUAAUCUUCUUGGUCAACCUAUAAAAAAGCAAGACUCAAAGGUGGUAAGGUUUGGUGGUCUGAUAGCGAGAAGUAAUAAGUUGGUUCCAAUAAUUUACAAAGAUUGGAGGUCGGUGCCUAAUACCGUGAAGGAGGAAGCGUGGGGUCUUAUAAAAGGCAAGUUUAAAGUUCCCGAUGACAAAUUGGAUGUAUUCAAAAAAUGGAUACUAAAGGACUUGGGGAAGAAAUGGAAAGACUACAAGCAUGAGUUGAAGAAAAAGUUACUUAAUGAAAAAGACACCUCUGCAGCACAAGUUGUGGCAAGGGCAAGUCCCGAUAUGGUGGACUUAGAGCAACUGGCAGAGUUGGCUAAUCUUUGGUUCGAUCCAGAAUAUAUGUCAAAAUGUAAUAAAAACAAGGAAUGUCGUAAGAAGCAGGUGAUUGUUCACAGUGGAGGAUCAAAAAGUUGA
Carya illinoinensis is the source of this 909-nucleotide messenger RNA. RefSeq lists its product as uncharacterized. Lineage: Eukaryota; Viridiplantae; Streptophyta; Magnoliopsida; Fagales; Juglandaceae. The record is from RefSeq and is a predicted model, not a curated record. Bases 1 to 909 code for a protein of 302 amino acids. The transcript has 5 exons.